AUGUAAUAAAAUCCACUCGAAUUAAAAAUCAAUACUUUCAAUCUUACAUCAAGUCCAGAAAAAUUCAUUUGUAUAAGCACAUAAUGUUAAGAGAAGAGAGAUUAAUCAUUUGGUUGUUAUGAAUAGAUUAUGGUUGUUAUGAAUAGAUUAAUUAAAAAACAUAAUUAAAUAGAUUAACUCCAUUUUGAUAAAAUUAUAGAAAUUAAAACAUUUUUAUCUCAAAUCUAAUAGAAAUAAUAAAAGAAAAUUGAAUUAUUAGAAAUAGUAAUUUAAAUAAGGAGUAUCCUCAUUUAUUUUAUUCAAUUUCUUAUGAUUUAGACUCUGAAUCAGAUUUAAAAUAAAUAAUUGAAACAAUUUAAGAUUAAAAAUCAGUAUCAAAAAAUUAAACAAAUUAAUAAUGGCUUAUUAGUGAAAUACUUGAAAAUCGUAGUGUUUAGGAAUUUCAAAACUUUACUUUAUUAUAUGAAAAUUCAUUUAGUAAACCUUUUACUAAUUAUUCAUAUGAAUAAAUUUUACUUAAAGUUUUUUAAGAUAAGAAAGAUUAGAUUGUUUGUAUUGGAGCUAAAUUAAAUUUAAAUUUGAAAUUGAUUGGAUGUGAUUUAGCAAGCGAAGUAUUUUCAUUAACAUAGAAUGCUUAUAGUGCUCGUAAAAACAAGAAUGGUGAAAUCUAUUGGUAUUGGUUUUCAUCAAAAUCUUUUGGAUUUUCUCCUAAUAGAAACAUAGCUCUCAACAAUAUUGAUGAAGAGGAUCCUUUUUGUGAACUAAGAUUUUCAUAUUGUACAACAAAAAAUUUAGAGGAUAGAAGAAUUGGCUCAUUGAAAGCUUAUAAAAAUACUAAAGAAUAUAAUUUGGUUAUAUAUAUGUUGAAGGAAAAUAAUUGA
Paramecium pentaurelia is the source of this 881-nucleotide messenger RNA. The record is from the annotation of a GenBank genome assembly. Lineage: Eukaryota; Ciliophora; Oligohymenophorea; Peniculida; Parameciidae.